Phragmites australis (common reed) is the source of this 1568-nucleotide messenger RNA. RefSeq lists its product as uncharacterized. The transcript is spliced from 13 exons. The record is from RefSeq and is a predicted model, not a curated record. Gene Ontology annotation, molecular function: protein binding. Lineage: Eukaryota; Viridiplantae; Streptophyta; Magnoliopsida; Poales; Poaceae. Bases 312 to 1289 code for a protein of 325 amino acids.
GCUGUUUUACCGCAGCCGAGCCCAGCCACCUGCUGGCCGCUGGCCGCCUGCACACGCGCGGCAGGCCCGGUGGCACUACUAAUCGUGUGCGCGCCGUCGCCCCCAAUCCAGCAGCCACCGCCGCGCGUCCCAACUCAUCCUGUGGGGGAAAAGGGCCAGCAAACGGGCAAAAGCACGCCGACUGGGGGCGACAGACAUGCGGCCGACGAAGCUGUCGGCGCGGAGCUUGCGGAAGGCGUCCGUCCCGCCGACCCUGCUCUCCGACCCCUCGCCCGGCAGCCUCCAACCCACCCGCCUCGCCGUCCACGUCAAUGGUGCUGGCUCCUCCUGCUCCGCCUACCUCGCCUCCGGCUGCCGCGUCUACAAGAUCGAGGUUCUCGUCUCUUAUAAGCAUGGAUGGAUCGAUGCUGUCCAAAGGAAAGGAGAGCCUUUUGAUUCCUGAUAAUGCACAGGUCAUCAGCUCAUCAGUUGUGGAUCGCUGCCCACAUCGUUCUGAGAUUCAGAGUGUAGCUCUUGCAGAGGGUGAAGGUGAUAACUGCUUGAUUUUGGGAACAGUUGACUUGUAUGGUCACCUUAUUGUAUCUCGUUUGGACAAAGUGGCUGAUGACAUCGACAGGACCUCCUAUUCAGUACCACCUCGUGAUUGUGGUGUUGGGGAAGGAAGUUGGGCUGGGGUAUGCUUUAGCCCAAUGCACCGAUCCAUGGUAGCUGUUGCUCGUCAAUUGUGCAAGAGCAUCGAUAUUUAUGAUCAGGACAUUCAUGUUCGCAGUUUACGCACGUUGUGGUAUCCAUCUUCAUUUAGCUUUGUUCAAUGCUCGCCACAAGGGAAUGAAAGUAGUUCUCUGUUGGCAAUUGCUGAAGGUUCUCAGCUGAGCAUCUGGGACUUAAGGAUGAAUAACAAUGGGGGAUGCGUACAGCGCAUUUCUGGAUCCAUUGGAAAUAUUAUAUACUCUGUCUGUAGUUCUCCUUCAGGACCAAUUGCUACUGGUGGAACUGAUCGUUCUGUCACCAUCUAUGAUCCUCGCAGGUGGUCGGCUUUGUCAAGAUGGGUGGGCUGCUCCAAGUAUGAGAUUACAGGCCUUUCGUUCUCAUCAGUUGAUCAAUCUUUCAUUUACAUCCAAGGUGUUGAUUAUGAGAUUACUUGUGGACUUUGGAAGGAAAAUGAGCGAGCAUUCUCGUUUCGAGGGGAUUCCAACUGGUUGGGUUUUUCGAAGUGUGCGGAUACUGAUGUGGUAGCAGGGUGGUGCGAGUCCGGAAGUAUCUUCAUUGCUGAUGUUAGGCAGCUGUAGGAUCAACAUUCUCUCGGUAAUCAGGUGGUGAGCGCACACCAUCAUCUCAUCUGACGUUCUGGAGCUACGAAAGUGACGCAUAUAUGAGAUGUGCUUUUCCCAUUUCUGUAGGACUGUAACUGUUUUGUAGAAAGCACUCGUGUGAUGAAGUAUGAACACGGUCCGACUUCCCGACCAAGAGGAACUGUUCUGCACUUCCCAGUACCAAGCACAAUGUAUAACUGUUUAUCGAACCUUUCUUGAAAUUUAAAAUACGGUACUAGCAUUCUACAAACUGAA